Messenger RNA from Hyposmocoma kahamanoa, 2968 nucleotides. RefSeq names its product vacuolar protein sorting-associated protein 13D-like. Lineage: Eukaryota; Metazoa; Arthropoda; Insecta; Lepidoptera; Cosmopterigidae. The record is from RefSeq and is a predicted model, not a curated record. The transcript is spliced from 8 exons. Gene Ontology annotation, biological process: protein retention in Golgi apparatus; mitochondrion organization; protein targeting to vacuole. Gene Ontology annotation, cellular component: extrinsic component of membrane. Bases 105 to 1613 code for a protein of 502 amino acids.
GGCGCGCGCCGCCCGCGGAGCUGGUGCACGCGCGGUUCGCGCACCUGCAGCUGGAGCUGGCGGCCGGCCCGCGCGCCGCGCGCCUCACGCUCGUCGUGCAGCAGAUGCAGUGGGACAACCAGCUGCUGGGCACCCCGAGCCCCGUGCUGCUGUACUGCCUGCCGGACCGCGCGGGCCCGGGCGCGCCGCCGCUGCCGGCGCUGCACGCCGCCGCCGAGCUGAUGCGCGCGCCGGCCCGGCGCUACAACGCCCACUUCUUCCGCCACCUCAUCGUCGCGCUGCGCCCCUUGGCCGUGCGCCUGGAGGAGAGGCUGAUCCUGAAGCUGUACGCGUGGGCGUGGCCGAGCGAGGAGGAGGGCGCCCCCGAGCAGCCCGACGAGGCGGAGUUCGAGGCGCGCCGCGUCCUCGACGAGCUGACCUCGCUCAACGCCACCCGCUGCUACUUCGCGCUCAUCAAGGUCAUUCCCAGCCAGAUCCGGCUUUCGAUGUGCACGGCGAACAAGCUGGAGAGCGACCUGGCGACGUUGAAGCGGCGCCUGGGGCUGACAUUGAUCCGUUUUGAAGACGCAGCCGUAGAGCUGGAGCCCUUCGUGCGAGCGCACCCCUUCGAGACGCCCGCCUGCCUCGCGCGACAGCUGCUCAAGCACUUCAAGGAAGAGCUUAAAUGGCAAGCGGCAAAAAUCCUGGGCUCCGUGGAUUUCCUGGGCAACCCUUUGGGCUUCGUGGCGGACGUGUCCGAGGGCGUGUCGGGGUUCUUGUUCGAGGGCAACGUGACCGCGCUGCUGAAGAACGUCACGCACGGCAUCUCCAACUCGGCGGCCAAGGUUUCAGAGACGCUGGGCGACGGGCUGGAGCGCGUGGUGACGGACGAGGCGCACGAGGAGACGCGCAGGCGCAUCCGGAGCGCGGCCACCGGCUCCCACAUCGCCGCCGGCUUCCGCGGGCUCGGCCUCGGCAUACUCGGCGGAAUGACGUCCCUCGUGAAGCACAGCUACGAGGGCGCGACGCAGGAGGGCGUGCCCGGCUUCCUGGCGGGUGUGGGCAAGGGUCUGGUGGGCACCGUCACCAAGCCCGUGAUCGGCGUGCUGGACCUGGCGGCCGAGACCGCCUCGGCGCUCCGGGACACCAGCCGCAGGUCCGACAAGUGGGUGCCGGCGCGCGUGCGGCCGCCGCGCUGCUGCUGCGGGCCGGGCGGGCUGCUGCCGCGCUUCUGCGCCGCGCAGGCCGCCGGCGCCGCGCUGCUGCACGCGCUCAACGGCAACGACUACUCCGAGCAGUUCCUCGCCUACCGCCUCAUCCGCGACACGCCGCACGACAUCCGCGCGCUGCUGUCGGCCACCUACCUGCGCAUCUUCACCUGCAAGAACCAGACGCCGCACGUGGUGAUGGAGACGCACCUCAGCAACCUGGUGUCGUGCGCGGCCGUGGCGGCCGACGGCGCGCACUUCGUGGAGCUGCGCGUGCGCGGCGGCGGCGCGGCCGAGGCGCUGCGGCGCCCGCGCGUGCAGUGCGACAGCGCCGAGCUGGCGGCCUGGGUGGCCAAGCACGCCGCCUACGCGCGCCAGCUGUACCGCGAGCGCGUGCACACGCUGCUGCCGCACUCCGACCUGUGACGCGGAGGGCGGUCCGUCGACGGAGAAGGACGUUCGCGAGGCUCGGGCCGCCGGAGCUGGACAUUUGUACAAUUCCUGACCAGUGGCGAAUUUCUGGUCACGUUUAGUGCUCCACCGCGGCCGACCGUAAAAAAUCGUUCUAAAAUGAGAAAUGAAAAAAAUGAGAGUCGUUUUGAAGUUCGAAAUGUGACUAAGUAUUCGGAAUACGAUUGGCCCUACUCGAUGUGACCGACGACGACGAGGUUGUGCGGGUACUUGUCGGGUUUGGGUUUAACUUAACCUAGGACUCGCGACAUAAAGCAAUCUAUAUGUGAUCGAUCGCUUUGAAACGUGGAUUACCGUAAACGUAAUGCAAAACGAGGAAUUCCAAAAAAACUAACACUUUUGGAAAACUAACAAAAUAAACUAAUAUAUCGUUUUUCAUAUCAAGUAGAAUUUUGCUGUAUUGGUGCCAACCAGACAAAUGGGACAUAUGACUGCUGGCACGAUUGAUUUUUUAAUUUUUUUUGCCAGUUUUCCAAAAAUGACUUGUGAAUUCCGUCUCUUUAUAUGACGAAUGGAAAAAAUCUUUUUCCACGCCAUUUUGCCGAAUUUUACAAACCAUUCCUUCUUUUGACAACACCAAUUGAUGUAGUUCUAAUAUUUGAGAGUCGAAUAGGAUCCCGACAGCCUCUACCAACUACUUUUUGAAAUUUCUAACACAUCGCAAGUGAAACAACCAAUGUACAUCGCUGAUAAGGUAUAGUAAGUAAUCACGUUUUCAGGAAACUGUGAUUAAUAUUUUGUGUAAGGACAGAGUAUAUUUUGUGUACGCGAACGAGUGAGAGGGGGCAUCGAACAAAUAUCUCGGGCUGUGAUAUAGCUCGAUCAUCAUGUAAAGGCUAUUUGGGUUUUUCGAUUUAAUUAUGCGCCUAUAAGAUCAAAGCCUAAUCUAAAAAUAUCGACAGGUUUAAAUGCUUAACAAUAAAACGGUCACCUGGCAAAUGACGAAUGCUUAUCCAUAAAGUAGAGGCAAAUUGCAAACCUAAUCUAAUCGAAUACUCGCUAGGAACAGAAAUAAUUGUUUUGUCAGAUUCCGCUUCGUUGCAUAGAACUUAGUUAACACUACAACAUUCAAACUUUUGAAUUAAUUGCGCAUAAUUGAUUUGGACACCGGGAAUGUACCAAUUAUGAUGAAAUGUGUAUGUAGAUAUAUGUGCAAUUUUAGUUUGUCGAUUGAUACUCGUUCUGUACGUAAUUGAACGUGUUUGCGCUCUUACCAAAAGUAUAGUUAACCGACCUUGUUUCAGGUGAAUUGUUGUGUUUUCCUUAGAGCUUAUUUAUUUAUUUAUUAUAUAAUAUGGAGGCCGUUGGUU